Messenger RNA from Dryobates pubescens (Downy woodpecker), 818 nucleotides. RefSeq names its product interleukin 18 (gene IL18). The transcript has 6 exons. Gene Ontology annotation, biological process: immune response; inflammatory response. The record is from RefSeq and is a predicted model, not a curated record. Gene Ontology annotation, molecular function: cytokine activity. Lineage: Eukaryota; Metazoa; Chordata; Aves; Piciformes; Picidae. Bases 106 to 678 code for a protein of 190 amino acids.
GCUCUGACCGCGGGAGCCGCCGCCCGUCCCCGCCCCUCCUCCCGCUGCCUUCGCCCUUCCGUCUUGCAUCUUUCCGCCGCAGCCCGCCGAGGAGCGAGAGUGAAGAUGAGCUGUGAAGAGAUUCCUGUGUAUGCAGUAAAAUUUGGAGAAAACUUCUGCCUCUAUUUUGAAGAUGAUGAUGGGCUGGAAUGUGAUGCCUUCAGGAAGGACAAAAUUCUCCAGCGAGUCCUUCGAAAUGUGAACAGCCAGCUGCUUGUGGUUCGGCCGGACCUCAACGUGGCAGCUUUUGAGGACGUGACAGAUCAGGAGAUUAAACCUGGCAAUGGAAUGCAGUUCAACAUUCACUAUUACAACACCACCCCCCCCUCAGCAGGGAGGCCUGUGGCAUUCAGCGUCCGGGUAGCAGAUAAAAGCUAUUACCUGUGCUGUGAGAAACAAUGUGGGAAAAUGAUGGUUCAGUUUAGGGAAGGAGAAGUUCCCAAGGACAUUCCUGGCGAAAGCAAUGCCAUCUUUUUCAAAAGGACAUUCACAUCCUGUAGCUCUGGAGCAUUUAAGUUUGAAUACUCACUGGAACAAGGAAUGUUCUUGGCCUUUGAGGAGGAAGGCUGCUUAAGAAAACUAACUCUAAAGAAAUCCAGAGAAGAUGAAGUGGAUGAAACCAUGAAGAUAUGUUUCUAACUUCAUAGAAUUGUUAGGGUUGGAAGGGACCUCAAGGAUCAGCCAGUUCCAACCCCCCCUGCCAUGGGCAGGGACACCUCACACCACAGCAGGUUGCUCACAGCCACAUCCAGCCUGGCUGCAAACACCUCCAGGGCUGA